GAGAGCAAAAGUCACGCAAGCGCAGUGGUGCGAUACGUGUUGUGCUAGCAGGACAGAAUGAGUGGUGUAGCUCGGAUGCUACAAACGCUAUAAAUAUAUAUUUUUUUAUUUAAUUUUUUUCAAAUUCAGAUACGGAUUUUUUAUCUGAAUGUACUGGGGAGUGUGUGUUCGCGACCGGACUGUUAACGGCUCGAGAUGGGAAAAGGCUGUAAGGUUGUGGUGUGUGGACAAGCAGCCGUUGGGAAAACAGCCAUUUUGGAGCAGUUGCUGUAUGGAAAUCACAGUGUAGGCUCCGAGUCCAGUGAGACACAGGAAGACGUGUACGUGGCCUCGGUGGAAACCGACCGCGGUGUGAAGGAACAGCUGAGGCUCUACGACACCAAGGGCCUCAACAAUGGCCAAGACCUGCCCAAGCACUACUACUCUGUGGCAGACGGCUUUGUGCUCGUCUACAGCGUCGACAGCUUGGAGUCGUUCAAGAAAGUGGAUUUCCUGAAGAAGGAAAUUGACAAAUCCAGAGAUAAAAAAGAGGUGACAGUCGUGGUGUUGGGGAAUAAAACGGACCUGCGGGAGCAUCGGCAGGUCGACCAGGAGGUGGCGCAGCAGUGGGCCCGAGGAGAGAAGGUGAAGCUGUGGGAGGUGAGCGUCACGGAGCGCAACUCCCUGAUCGAGCCUUUCACGCAGCUGACGAGCCGCCUCACUCAGCCACAGAGCAAAUCCUCCUUCCCUCUGCCGGGACGCAAGAGCAAGGGCACGCCGUCCAACGACAUGUGAAGCUCCAACCGUCCCCGUAUGUUUACGCCGACGCUGUGUGUACUUUUGAUUUAUACACGUUCAUUUUUUUUUGUUUACAUGCACAUCAGAAUCAAGGCUGGAGUCAGAAUGAGUUUGUCCCAACAUAAAGAGGGCAGGAGAAAUACAUGUUGUAAAAACCUGUAAUGUACUCUAUGACGUGUUUAAAGCUGCAAUAUGCAACACUGUAGUUGUAUGAAGUACGGACACACUAGCGCUCCCUCUCGCUGAGAACAUGGCUGCCAAAAAGCCUCCUUUCCACACCAGGCGUUUCAGUUCAGCUCAGUUCAGAAAACUGGGGCGACAUUUGGCGAUGGAAACAAACCCAUACCGAGCUGAACUGGACCACUUGGUGGAAAUGGAGCCACAAACUUACCUAAAAAAAAACUCACUCUAAUAAUCUAUCUCGGUAUCUGAAGAACACAUUUGUUGCUUUAUCUCACAGUUAAACAGCCUUUUCCGACUGGAAACUGAACUUCUGUGUGGCUUUGAAAACCUCUCACUCUUCCCACACCAAACCCCAUAGAGAAAAUCAGCGAUUUUACAUCACAACACACAGCAGUUGUUGAUCCUCUGUUGCCUCUAUCAGUAAAUUCAACAGUUAUUUUGUGACUUCUGUCCUUCGUUCAGAUUAAUACAGGGACACAAACUGACCACAUGGGGCAGCAGUGGACCAGCAGCUCUCAUGCUACCAUGGGCUAAAAACACUCUCUCUAUGGAGUUUGGUGCAGAGGAGUGAGGACUUUCCAAACAUCUGUUUCAGACAACAGUGACAUAAAGCAUUGAAUGCAUUCUAAAGCAUCCAUGUCUCAAUCUGGUUGUAGCACAGGGGGCGUGUACAGUACUUGAACUAAUUACUUUAAAUAUGUCUACUUUCUGAAGUGAUUCAUUUUCAAAACAGUUUUUAAUUUUAGUUGAGUUUACAGGUUUUUUAUUUAUUUAUUUUCUUCGGGAAAACCAAACCUCGGUGUCAACAACAAACCAAAACCACAUCUGAAGCUUUUCUAUCACCCUUAAGUGAAAGCUCUUCCACUCCAGCGAGCAGUCAAAGCCUUUUUUUCCCUUUUAAGAAAAAAAAAAAAAAAAAAAGCACUUUAGUACCAAAGACUUGACAUGUUCCAAACACAGAUGUUUUGGUUUGACGCGUGUUGCACUACAAUGGUGAAAUCAAUGUUUUCCUUUUUUUUUACUUUCCUUUCUUUGUUCUGUGUUCAUAUGUGUGUGUGUGUUCUGAAAGAAGUUCACGAGCCAGUCUUACGUCUGUAGUCGUCCUCCAUCGUACUCGCACUCAUUUACAAUGUAUUUAUGCACUUUCAGUGACUCUAUGAAUGGAUCUAACUUUAACUGUGAUCAUGUGACCAACGAGAGAACAUCCAAUACUGA
Molecule: messenger RNA, 2175 nt
Organism: Solea solea (common sole)
Lineage: Eukaryota; Metazoa; Chordata; Actinopteri; Pleuronectiformes; Soleidae
Gene: nkiras1
Product: NFKB inhibitor interacting Ras-like 1
Exons: 4
Coding region: 196-774 (192 amino acids)
Biological process (GO): canonical NF-kappaB signal transduction
Molecular function (GO): GTPase activity; GTP binding
Source: RefSeq, a predicted model, not a curated record